Molecule: messenger RNA, 1180 nt
Organism: Varanus komodoensis (Komodo dragon)
Lineage: Eukaryota; Metazoa; Chordata; Lepidosauria; Squamata; Varanidae
Gene: LIMD2
Product: LIM domain containing 2
Exons: 5
Coding region: 363-749 (128 amino acids)
Biological process (GO): actin filament bundle assembly
Cellular component (GO): actin cytoskeleton; plasma membrane
Molecular function (GO): actin filament binding
Source: RefSeq, a predicted model, not a curated record
UGUGAAGCUUGAGCCAUACUGCUCAGCAGAGAGAGCAGGAAAUAACAAGCCGACCACAGAGGGGAGAGGAAAUGAGUCACAGUCCUUUCUCAAGCAGUCUUGCAGAACAGAAGAGAGUGCUGCAUUGUGAAGGGUCAGGUGGAUGUGAAAGGCAUCUGUGAUACAUUCCCUGUUCUGAAGGCUGGAGGUUUGAGAGGACACCAGUCCACCUGUACAUGGCAUGGACUAGUGAGUAGGAGAGUCCAGUUGCAAUGCAGGUGCAAGCAAAAUGAGAUAAGGUAUUGUGAGUGGCUAAAAUAAGCUGUGCAGAAGCAGCAGAAUAGACUAAAGCAAGGAAGUUGCAUCCUUGUGAGUGAGAGAACAUGUUUCAGGCCAAGGGAUCAGCCAGUACAGCCUCUUCUAAUGAGUCAAAGAGCAACUCAGCAGCAUCCACUGUGCAGCGAUCCAAGUCAUUCAGCUUGAAGGCCCAGGUGAAGGAGACAUGCAGUGCCUGCCAGAAAACUGUCUACCCUAUGGAGCGUCUGGUGGCUGAUAAAUUUGUCUUCCAUAACAGCUGCUUUUGCUGCAAGCACUGCCACACCAAGCUAAGCUUGGGCAGUUAUGCAGCUCUCCAUGGGGAAUUCUACUGCAAGCCACAUUUCCAGCAGUUGUUCAAGAGCAAAGGCAACUAUGAUGAAGGCUUUGGGCGCAAGCAGCACAAGCAGCUCUGGCUGCAGAAAGAAAUGGAAAAUGGGACUGAUACAGCAUGACCAGCAGGCAGCAAUUUCCCCACUUUGAGCAUCAUGAAACAGGGAGGAACUGAGCUGAUGGAAAGCAGUGGAGCUUCCAAGGCUUGCUGGGAGCAGAGAAGGCUAGACAGGAGCACAGUAAGGUUUUAUGUUGUAGGAGCAAUGGUACUGGCUUAAUUAGGAGGAUACCACAGAAACUGUCCAGAUAGGGUUGAGAGUGGAAAAUCUUGCUCAAAGCAUACAAGCAUAGAAAAAGAGGCCAGGCUAGUGAUGAAUAAGAUACAGGCAAGUCCCCAGGUUAUGAACCAGUUCUGUUCCCAAGAAAACAGAAAUUCCUCUUUAAGUUGAAUUUGUAUUUAGGUUGGGUCAUCUAGUUAGCCUGCCACAUUUGUGGGGGUUAGGGGUGCAGAACCCACAUGAAAGUGGAAAAAAUGCAAAUAUUGAUAGCCCCC